Messenger RNA from Staurois parvus, 404 nucleotides. The record is from the annotation of a GenBank genome assembly. NCBI's taxonomy places the organism in Eukaryota, Metazoa, Chordata, Amphibia, Anura, Ranidae.
GUGCCACUUUUCAGGUCUCCUCACACUGCUGGUGGGUUCCAUUUUGUCAUAGGGUGCUGGCAGAUUACGGGCCUCCAUUGCUGCUGCCAGGCCCCUAAUCUGCCAUGGGCCCCUGUACCGCCUCGCCUCCUCAUGCUGCUGCCAGGUCCACAGUGUCUCAUGGGUCCCUGUACGGCUUCCCAUUGCUGCUGUCUCCAUCGCCACACUCUGCCAUGUGCCACUUUCAGGUCUCCUCACACUGCUGGUGGGUUCCAUUUUGUCAUAGGGUGCUGUAUGGCCUCCCAUUGUGCUGCCUCCACCGCCACACUGUGGCUCCACACUCUGGUUUUGGCCCCGUGACUGCCCAAAUGAGUGAAGUGUGCGGUGAUUCUAAGAUCGACGGCACUCAUCUGCAUGUCAUACUG